Molecule: messenger RNA, 6680 nt
Organism: Schistocerca serialis cubense
Lineage: Eukaryota; Metazoa; Arthropoda; Insecta; Orthoptera; Acrididae
Exons: 3
Coding region: 741-1454 (237 amino acids)
Biological process (GO): regulation of transcription by RNA polymerase II
Cellular component (GO): transcription regulator complex; nucleus
Molecular function (GO): DNA binding
Source: RefSeq, a predicted model, not a curated record
CCGCGUGUGGAAUGUAGCAAAAGAUUGUAUUUAGCCAUGAAUGGCGAGCUAUACCUUCUUUUUUGUCUACACCUACAUGGGUCCAGCCGUGAAGUGCAUGGCAGAGGGCACGUCCCGCAUUACCAGUUUUAGAGUUUCUUGCAGUUUCAUUGAAGUAUGGAGCCCGGGAAGAAAGAUUAUUUGAAUACCUCUGUGUGUGCUGUAAUUAUUCUAUUUUUGCCCUCACAGUCCCUACUGUGGGAUAAGGAGGGGGAUAUAAUACAUUCCUAGAGUCGUCAUUUAAAGCCAGUGCUUGAAGCUGUGUUAGGAGACUUUCUCGGAAUGGUUUACGUCUGCCUUCAGAAGUCCACUACUUCAGUUCUUUCAUUAUCUCUGUGUUACUCCCCCAUGGGUCAUCCAUACCUGUGAGCAUUCGUACUGCCCUUCACUUUAUAAGUUCAGUGUCCCCAAUUAGUCUUAUUUGGCACGGGUUCUACAAACGUGAGCAAUAUUCUAGAAUGUCUCGAGUGUGCUGUAAAUCGUGGUUUGACCGUAUAAACAGACGUAAUCAGUGUCCACGACAAGGUUGGCAGUGACGUGUCACAUACGACGCCAGAGCUGCUUUUUUUCGCAUGCUGCCGGUACUAAACAUAAAUGAUAACAAAUGAGAGCCAAGGCGCUUGGCUGUCUGCGCCCUAUCGCACGUGUCCAUUCAAGACGUCUUCGUUUUUAUAUUUCCUUCGGUACUGUGUAUAGUCAAUAUGUCGUUAACACAGGAAGAGUGUUCGAAGAUGAUCUUUUUCGUGCAGCUUGUUGAAAAAAAUCCUUGUCUGUGGAAUCACACAAUGAAAUCUUAUUCAAGGGCAGAUGUGACGAGUUUGGCUUGGAAAAAUAUAGCAACUGAAAUGAAGGAAACUGAACAGAUUUGUCGUGACCGAUGGAAAAACAUCCGCACUGCUUUUGGAAGGUCAUUGAAACCUUUGAAAUCAGGAUCAGGAAGGCUAAAGAAACCAUAUUAUUUGGCCCCCCACCUCUCAUUUCUUCACCCAUACAUGAAAGGGGCUCCUUCUUCUGGGAAUGUAUCUCCACUUGAGGAAAAUGAAGACAACAUGGCAGCUUCAAAUGCAACGCUGACCACCACAGACCAUCAGGAAAUGGAAAGUUGUGAAAUUUCGGAAGAAAUGUGUGAUUUGGUUGAUUGUGAUGUGGUGCUACAAUCAACUCCUCCUAAAAGAAAAGCCGAAGCCAGCAACAGCGAUGCCCAUAAAGUGUAUGCUGACUGGCUGGAAAUUAAACAAUUUAAUGAAAUGAAGAGAAACUGGGCGUCAUCAGCUGGUGAUGCUGACUGGAUGUUUUUUCAAUCCAUCCUCCCUGAUUUCAAGAAACUUAGUGACAGGCGUAGGAGAGACCUGAAAGCAAAAUUCCUGUUGCUUUUGAAUGAGCAGCUGGAUGAAGCUGAGAAUGAUACAUCGUGAUUUUCCUCAUCAUAGACUGCAUCUAAUUAACAAAUUUAUGCCACUACACAGAGUUAAUCAUCCACUGCUACAAGAUCGAUGGUGACGGAUUUCCCCUCAAAUUCGACAAUGCUUCUUGUGAAUACACUUCAAGCAGAAUUACAUUCUACCUUAGGAUAUGGAGCAGCUGUUACUUUUUAACUUGUAACCAUUGUUUACAUUAUGAGGUGACGAAAGUAAUGGGAUAGUGAUGUGCUCAAAUACAGGUGAUAGUAACAUUAUGUACACAAGGAAUAAAAGGGCAGUGCAUUUGCAGAGCUACCAUUUGUGCUCAGUUGAUUUGUACGAAAAGGUUUCUGAUGUGCUUAUGGCCACACAACAGGAAUUAACAGACUCUGAAUGUGGAAUGGUAGCUGGAGCUAGAUGCAUAGGGCAUUCCAUAUCGGAAAUCGAGAAUUCAAUAUUCUGAGAUCCACAGUGUCAAGUGUGCCGAGAAUACACAAACAGUGCCCUGUACUUAAUGACUGAGAGCAGCAGUGUUUGCAUAGAGCUUGAAAACAAAUCACAGCCUGGUGAGAUGAGUCCAAGUUUCAGUUGGUAGGAGAUGAUGGUAGGGUUUGAGUGUGGUGUAGAGACCUUGAAGCCAUGAACCCAGGAUGUCAACAAGGUAUUGUGCAAGCUGGUGGUGCCUCCAUAGUGGUGUGGGCUGUGUUUACAUGGAAUGGACUGGAUCCUUUUGUCCAACUGAAACCAAUCAUUGCUGGAAAUGAUUAUGUUUGGCUGCUUUGAGACCAUUUACAGCCAUUCAUGGUUUUCAUGUUCCCAAACGACAAUGGAAUUUUUAUGGAUGACAAUGAUUCAUGGAAGUGGGCCACUGUUGCUAGAGAAUGGUUUGAAAAACAUUAUGAAUGUUUCGAGCAAAUGAUUUGGACAUUCAGAUUGCCCAACAUGAAUUCCGUCGAACAUUUAUGUGGCAUAAUUGAGGGGUUAGUUUGCGGCAAAAUUUGCACUGGCAACACUUGUGCAAUUAUGGGUGGCUGUAGUGGUAGCGUGGUACGGUAUUUCUACAGGGGACUUCCAGUGACUUGUUGAGCCCAUGCCCCAUCGAGUUGCUGCACUACGCCGGGCAUAAGGAGGUCUGACGUGAUAUUAGGAGGUAUCCCAUGACUUUUGUCACCUCCGUGUAUAUGUACAGUCUUAGAUGUAAAACAUGGCCACCAGCCGGCUGCCACAAGACUAAGUCCAAGUUUUCCACUUAGUCUCUCGUAAAAGUGGCUGCUCCUUAGAAUUCAAAAUCUGCAUGAUCUGGCAACACUGUAAGAUGUGGAAGAGUUUACUCAAGCUGUACAGUGCUGUAUCUGCUAGUGGUCUAGUUGUAAACGUCACACAAUGGAGAUGCAAAGUAGUGAAUUAAAGUUCACUCAUUCCUUUAUUUUUGAACUGCAAUUUGGCUGUCUAUUAAAGGUGUAAGUCUCAUGGAACAUCAAAAAUAAUGUUACAUUUUCUAAGUACCACUAAUAGCAAAACCACAAACAAAAGAGCUCAUCGCUGUGUUGUGAUCAGAGCUGUUUCUGCUACACUUUCCUUGUCCUAAAGUGGCUACUGCCAUUGGGCACCUUUAUGCCAGCUACUGUCUGACCAGCUGAUCAUGGUGCACUUUGGCACAUUUCUGCUUGUACAUUGUUAGCAUAAAAUUAUUUCUUAUUGUUCUUUGAUUUUCCAUGCAGAGUACAUUCAAUAAAUUGAGUGAACACCAUGCAGCUACACAGGAUGCUUAGUUUGCUGUGGGUGUGUUUAUCAAGUAUCAUUUUCUGAUUUAAAGUUCUAGUAUUUAUUGUGGGGUUAUAGAUUGGAAUUUGUUUACUUCAGUCUUAUGGAAGUUGCUUAAGCAUUAUAAAACAGUUGAAGGUGGAAGGAAAAUGCCUAACAUUUGGGACAUGUUGUUCACUUCGGGUUUAAUUGGGGGGGAUUGGGGGUGCAGUGCAACAGAGGUGGAAGCAAAUCAAAACAUUUGUUUCAUGUCUGAGGUGAGUAUAUAACAAUAAUGUCAGGAAAGGAAAGGAUUUUCAUGUUUCAAGAAAGUUCAUUUUCCUGUGAAUGAUUUUCCAUAUUCAGAAAGGCUCAAUAAUUGACAUAUAUGUUGAACUGCAGCAUUUGCAUGCAAGAGGUUGGGUGCAGUGGCACUGCAUGUUCUGAUUCAAAGCAACAAAAAUCAACGGGGUGAAUACUGUUACAUUUGUAUUCAAGUAUCAUCAGUUCGCUCAUUGAACAUUCCUUUGCAAUAUUGGUACUGUGACGAUUUGAUGAUGCCUUUAUGUUAACUUCUAAAGAAGAAAUCAGUGGCUGACCCCCUUAAAAAAAAAGAGAGGGAGCAUUUCCUCGAGGAAAAGGGAGUGUGAACAGAUAAUGUCUUGCAUCUAAUACUAAAUUCACUCGAUAUUUUCUUGCCAUUUCUGUUGAACAGUCGGAGUGACUUAAAAUGUGACAUGGGAUAAGCGAUUUAGAGUUUUGCACCCAGGGAGCAUGCUUCACACAGAAAUUGCAGCUAAUUUCAUGUUUUACAUUGAGGUUUAUCUGUCCUAGCCACCACUGGGAGAAACAAAUGCCAUAGAUCUUUGCUGGCUCAGAGGUGAUGGGGUCAUACUGCAAAAUAAGUGCAGCAUCUGGUCUUGUUUCCAUUCUCAAUGUAGGCCAAUAUUUUCCCUGUUCUGUGACAGAGCCUCCAUCAGCCAGAUUCCAAACCAGUGGGGAAAACUUAAGAAAAUUCCUGCAUCAUAAGUUCUUUCAUUACUUCCAGUACCACAUAUUGUAAGGUUGAAAAAUGUGUGUUAUUGCACAAUUGAUAAUGCCCUUUUCUGCUUCUAUCAAGAUAAUUCUUGGUAUUUGUAGAGACACUAUUUCAUAUGUGAAAUUGUGGUAGUGAAUAGUUUCUUAACUGGACUCCUUCAUUUGUAUACUCCAAAUAUAUAAUUUCCAUACUACUUGAGUAUGACACAGGGUAUCAUGUAAAUUCAGACUGCUUUGAAGACCAAAGUGUGUGCCAGUAAUAUCUUACAAAUUUGUGCUGAUGUUGGUAUGCCUGUUUUACAGAUAAUUUAUUUUUUGAUAUUUGUGUAAGGUUAUAGUUGUAAAUAGUAAUUCAUUUGUACUAAGGCAAUGCAUAUUUUAAUAGCAUUUUUCAGUAGUUUAUUGUACACGAAAAGUAAACAUGGGACAAAUUAACAUCAACAAUACAUAUCUCUUACAUUACAUAAAACAGUCUGGCAGUGCUCAAGUAGUUUACCAGUUGCAAGCCUAUAGAAACUUAAACACUUAAACAAAUUUUAUUAAAUUGAAAGUCCGAUUUUCCACACAAAAUAACUUCAAUAAAUUGAUUGCAAUUACACAACAUGCAUAGUGUUCUACAACUGUAUGCAGAGUCCAAAACGUAGCUGCAUGGCAAAAACUAGAACUUUAAAUAAGAAAAUGGCACUUGAUAAAUACAUUUGCAGAAUCUUAUGCAUCUUGUGUAACUGCACAGUGUUCACUCAAUUUAUCAGAGUUAUUUUGUGUGGAAAAUAACAUUACAAUAAGAACCAAUUUCACAGUAACAAUGUGAGAGCAGAAUAUGGCAAAGUGCACUGUGUCUUGAUCAGAUCAUUGGAUGGCGACUGAUGUGAAGGCACCCGGUGUUGGCUGCCACUGUAGGGCAUGGGAACUCCCAAGCAUUAACUGUUCUGAUCUUGGUGCAGCCACAAGCUGUUUUGCGGAAAGUUUUGUUGUUACUGGUGGGCUAGAAAGUGGAGAAAAUUAUCUUUGAGGUCCCACAAGACUGAUACCUUUAGCAGUAUUAAGAAAAGAGGGGGGGGGGGGGGGGGAGGAGAGGUCAGCAGUGAGUGGAUUUGAUUUCGAUAUUUUUCCGAUACUUUCCGUUAUCAUUGUGCAGCCUUUACUUCUAGACCACCAGCAUUUACAGCUAGAGUAGAAGACUACAUUUCCUCCUGAAACUUCCACAUCCUACAGUGUUGUCAGGUCAUGCAUAUGGUUGUACUUAGAAUUUUCAGGUGCAGCCAUUUCUAUUGGCACCUUAAGGGAGCUCACUCAGUGUCUGGGCGGCUCAGCAGUGAAUAUGUUUUAUGUCUAAGACUGUACUUCAUCAAAUAAAGUGCAAUACUAGGUGGUCUUACUAGAAAUGAACUUUUCAUUGUGGCAUUUUUAAUGUCGCUCACACUUGCAGCAGCUUACCUUAUUGUAAUGGGUAGCUUCUCAGCGGAAGAAAUAGAAGGUCGACAACUUGCGUCUAGCUUCGUCAGCAUUUUAACUUCUAAUGCAAAUGAUUUCUAUUAUUUGAGACAGUGGAUAUAAUAUUAUGGCCUACUCUACACAAACUGAAGUUAUGAGAAGUAGCAGCACUGUGAAGAUGGCCUACUUUACUGGUUACAGGAUGAACAGAUUGAGAGUGUUUGAGCUUUGUAUGCUGAGAGAUAUGCAUAUGUAGACAUCCAAAGAUAGCUGAUUUAUCUAUAAAGAUGCCACACUAUUACUGUAUUCCAGGAUGUUAAAGCAGUUAUGUUCCAGUGGCGAUAAAAGCUACAUCAAGGUGUUCUGGUUCCCAGCAAAUAUGGACACACAACAUUGACUGGCUGAAACCAGUUCCAAAAAGAGACUUGGUUACCUUCCAAGAUAUACAUGGUCUGUGCUAAGUACUGUGGAGAACAGGAGAUAAUAAACUUCAAUAUGUUUAAAGAUAUGCUGAAAAAAAAGCUGAAAUACUGAAAGAGCUGGACUCAAAUGAACAGGUGGCACAAUGCCAAGAUUUUUUGCAGGUGUGCCUCAUUAUUUAAGGACUAGGAAAGAUACAAAUGAAGGAAGACUGAAGUGGCAGAAAGACCUUCAUCAAAUAAAUGAAAAGUGCCUUACAGAAAAAGUGAUUAAAAUAUUUACAGAUCUAAGUGAAAAUGUAGGUAGGAUUAUGCAAAGUGACAUUUGAUGCCAUUACUGUAACUAGCAAUUCAGUAUGUUUCCAUAGGUUAUCAGUGGAAGGAAUUCCAAAAAUUCAAUUUAGUGCAAAAACUGAUAAGUGUAUGUGUGUCAAAGUAUGUGUCAACAAUAGUAUUGCAAGUGCCCACAAUAUGCAAAGAAUACUUGAAAGUAACAAGGUGAGCACAGCUAGAGAACAUUCUGCAGAAGUAUGUUACAGUGGAAAUGUACAGUGAGAGUUGUGGUCAUGAUUGUGUCACAAAACUAAAAGUAAAGAUACUCUGUCAA